Hemicordylus capensis (graceful crag lizard) is the source of this 984-nucleotide messenger RNA. RefSeq lists its product as uncharacterized. NCBI's taxonomy places the organism in Eukaryota, Metazoa, Chordata, Lepidosauria, Squamata, Cordylidae. The record is from RefSeq and is a predicted model, not a curated record. Bases 85 to 864 code for a protein of 259 amino acids. The transcript is spliced from 6 exons.
GUUCUAGAUUAGCUGAAGCAUCUUCGAUAAAUUGGCUGUCUUCGGCUGUCAGUUUAUUAGCAGCUUAGCAGCUUAGUUGUCAAUAUGGGUGGCUGUUGGUCAUGUGUGGCCUGCAGGUCUCACCCAGAGGCAGAACCAAAGGAUGAAGAUGAAGGGGGGGCACUAACAGGUCAUCCCAGAAACCCAACCCAUGCUGCACCAUUUUCUGGGGGACUCCCCAAUGUUUUGGGGGACACUCUGGAGAAAGAGCUCACUGAAGAACCCUCCGUGCCAGAACCUCUUCCAGCACCUCACAUGACCAAAGACAUCCUGGUGGAAGAGCUCGCUGAGGAACCCUCUGUGCCAGAACCUCUUCCAGCACCUCAUAUGACCAAUGACAUCCUGGAGGAAGAGCUCACAGAGGAACCCUCCAUGCCAGAAGUUCGGUUGCAGUGGUGGGAAAGGGAAGAUGUUCCUGCAGACCCUGCUGCACUUCUCCAGCCCUCUGGGUCUGAGUCAUCAUUGUCCUCUGCCUCCCUGGAGGUUGCCUCCAUCCCACCCUCUACUUCCACCUCUUCCCUCCUCCUACAUCCCUCUCCACCUCCUCCUCCUUCCCCACCUCCUCUGGAGCCGGACCUCAGCAACGUAAAUGAAACUCUGCAGAGUUUGGUAGAGAUCCAGGUCCGCUGCCAAAGAGACCUCCGCAGCUGCCAGGAAUGUGUACAAAGCUUCAAGGCACUGAGGGGACAACUGAGGCAGCUAAGGAGCAGACUGGCCAGGGUGGAAGCCACUAUGGGGAUCGUGGUUCCUCCAAAGGAGCUGGACAUUGCUGAGGAACAAGGGGAAGGCAAAUCAAAAGAGACAACUGUGCUACUAUUUACAUAAGUAGCAAUAAAAUGCUAUGUAUAUAUUUUUAAAAUAUUAAAUAUUUGUUUUAAUACAAUGUAGAGAUAGAACAGCAAUAAAACUUGCAUAUUUAUUGUUUAAAAAAUAAAAUGUUUUAUU